UCACCUUCUUCCCCUCCCUCUUCUCCCAACUCACCUCGUCACUUCCAUGAAUUGUUGCGUUCGCUCCUGAGAGUGAAGAGUCCCUCAAGCUUCGCCAUUGCUUUGAACCGCCGUUCCCUGCCUCCCCAGCUUUCCCCUCAUUCGCUCCACGAUGGCGAGCCCACCGCCUGUCCCCGAGGACCAAAACCGCCUCCUCGAGGAGGCGUUGGGGGUGGUGCGGCAGCAGUCGGCUAUGAUGCGCAAAUGCCUUGAGACCCCCGGGAAGCUGAUGGAUGCGCUCAAGUGCGGAUCAACCCUUGUUUCUGAAUUGCGAACUCCCAGUCUCGGACCGAAGCAGUAUUACGAGUUAUACAUGGCCGUUUUCGAUUCGCUGCGACACCUUUCCGUCUACCUGAAAGAGAACCACCCCGUCAACCACCUGGCCGAUCUGUAUGAGCUGGUCCAAUAUGCCGGCAAUAUUGUACCCCGUUUAUAUCUGAUGAUCACCGUCGGUACCGUAUACAUGUCGGUCGAGGAUGCGCCAGUCAAGGAGAUUAUGAAGGACAUGAUGGAGAUGAGCCGCGGCGUCCAGCACCCGAUUCGGGGCUUGUUCCUGCGAUACUAUCUGACAGGCCAGGCGAGGGAUUUCCUCCCCGAUGGGACUGGUGACGGGCCCGAGGGCAACCUGCAGGAUUCGAUCAAUUUCGUUUUGACUAAUUUCGUGGAGAUGAAUAAGCUCUGGGUCCGGCUACAGCACCAGGGUCCCUCGAGAGAGCGGGAAAGACGGAUACAGGAGAGGCGUGAGCUAGAGCUGCUGGUAGGCAGCAACAUUGUGCGAUUGAGCCAGCUGGUGGAUCUCGAGACAUACAAGUCCGGCAUUCUACAGGCGCUUCUUGAGCAGGUAGUGCAGUGUCGUGAUGUCCUGGCACAAGAAUAUCUCUUGGAAGUUAUUACCAAGGUCUUCCCCGAUGAAUUCCACCUCCACACGCUGGAUCUCCUCCUGUCCGCCAUCGCCCGACUCAAUCCACAUGUCGAUUUGAAGAAGAUCGUUAUUGGUCUGAUGGACCGCUUGUCAUCAUAUGCCCAGAAGGAUUCGGAGUCGCGUGCUGAGCCAGAAACGCGGAAGCAGAAUGAGGAAGAAGCAGUCACUCGGUUAUUGCAGAAGCUCGAGCUGGACAAGGAGAAGAAAAAGCAAGAAUCCACCGAGGCGCCUGUCGCUGGCACUGUCAAGGAGAAUGGUACCGAUGAGCCAAGCAAGUCCGAGGAGCCGUCAGGGCAUGCACAGGAGCAAGACCAAGCCGUCAACGGAGAGGAUGAGAAGGCUACUUCUCCCCCGGAAGUCAAGCUGUACGACAUCUUCUACAAGCAGGUGGUUGAUCUGAUCAAGACACGCGCAUUGCCGAUUCAAGAUGCCAUGGCUCUCUUGGUAUCCCUCGUCAAUCUCGCGUUGAAUAUCUACCCGGACCAGCUGGAGUAUGUCGACCAGGUCCUCGACUUUGCAGCUCAAAAAACCGCUGAAUACACCGAUCACGCCGAUUUGCACUCAGCACCAACACAGCAGCACAUCCUCCACCUUCUCAAUGCUCCGAUCCACUCCUAUGUUUCCAUCUUCACAGCCUUGGCUUUGCCGCACUACCUGCCGCUUCUCACAUCUCAGUCGUAUCCCACCCGGAGAUCUAUCGCGGGCGAAAUCAUUCGAAGUCUUCUCAAAAACAAGAUUUUCGUCUCGACAACGGAGAACCUUGACCGUGUGCUGCAGACUGCAAAGGUCCUGAUUAAGGAGGGCGUGCAGCAAUCUGCAGGAUACCCGGGGGUGCAAACGCAACGACGAGGAGGAGAGACCGAUGAGACGAUUGAGGAGCAAGGAUGGCUUGCGCGGUUGGUGCACUUGAUCCAGGCACCAGAUAAUGAUACCCAGCUCAAGCUUCUUCAAGCAACGCGCAAGGCCUACAUGGAGGGCAAUGAGCGCAUUCGAUACACCACACCCGCCAUUAUUACAGCCUCGAUUCGCCUGGCUCGAAAGCUGAAGUCACGCGAGCACUAUGAUGACAACUGGCAAUCACAAUCCUCAUCGCUAUAUCGCUUCAUGCACCAGUGUAUCAACAACCUGUACCAGCGGGUGAAUCCUGGCUGUGCGGAUCUGGCACUACGGCUAUUCGUGAUGUGCGGUGAAGUAGCCGACCAAACCGGUUUCGAGGAAGUCAGCUACGAGUUCUUCGCGCAGGCCUUCACUAUCUACGAAGAUGCGAUUAGCGACUCGCGCGCUCAGUUCCAGGCAGUCUGCGUCAUUGCAGGUGCCCUUCACGGCGCCCGCGGCUUCUCCAAGGAGAACUACGACACCCUCAUCACCAAGGCCGCCCUGCACGGGAGCAAGCUUCUCAAGAAGCCCGAUCAGUGCCGUGCAGUGUACCUUGCAAGUCACCUCUGGUGGGUUGUCGAGAACCCGCAGCGCGGGGACGAAGAUCCCCAGAAUCUCUAUCGUGAUGGGAAACGAGUCCUCGAGUGUCUCCAGCGUGCUCUGCGAGUCGCAGAUGCCUGCAUGGACACUGCUGUUUCCGUCGAACUCUUUGUCGAGAUCCUCAACCGUUACGUCUACUACUUUGACCAGCAAAACGAGACCGUCACCACCAAGUACCUCAACGGUCUCAUCGAGCUCAUCCACUCCAACCUGCAGACCAGCGAGGAAGAGCCUAACUCCAGUCUUGAUGGACCGAAGCGCCACUUCGAGCGCACCCUCGAGUACAUCCGGUCUCGGGAUUACGAGGGUGUUGUGACUGAGCGGCAGUAG
Penicillium cinerascens is the source of this 2767-nucleotide messenger RNA. Its product is annotated as vacuolar protein sorting-associated protein 35. The record is from RefSeq and is a predicted model, not a curated record. Gene Ontology annotation, biological process: retrograde transport, endosome to Golgi; intracellular protein transport. Bases 152 to 2767 code for a protein of 871 amino acids. Gene Ontology annotation, cellular component: late endosome; retromer complex; retromer, cargo-selective complex. Lineage: Eukaryota; Fungi; Ascomycota; Eurotiomycetes; Eurotiales; Aspergillaceae. The transcript has 5 exons.